This is a messenger RNA of Gasterosteus aculeatus aculeatus (three-spined stickleback), 2172 nucleotides long. RefSeq names its product ciliated left-right organizer metallopeptidase (gene cirop). Gene Ontology annotation, molecular function: metalloendopeptidase activity. Gene Ontology annotation, cellular component: membrane; cytoplasm. The record is from RefSeq and is a predicted model, not a curated record. Lineage: Eukaryota; Metazoa; Chordata; Actinopteri; Perciformes; Gasterosteidae. Gene Ontology annotation, biological process: proteolysis; cell adhesion.
GCUUGUGACCUUUUUUGUGUCGCUACCAUCAGGCUGUAAGUUCCCUCCGCUUGGUCAAGCUCCCUGAAAUGGUCCCCUGCUGUAAUGAUGGCUUCCCCUCCACGCCGGAUGCUGCGGGUGGGGAUCUUUGCGUUAAUGGCGGUGCUUGUGGCGGAGCUCCCCGGAGCGCUUCAGAAGUGCAUCUUUGACGAGGUUCAGGCCCGGGCCAGGGUGGUCCGAGCUGCACCCGCCCCCCCGCCGAGCGCCCCCAACCAGCCCGAGGCCUCACUGACCGACCGUCCGGAGGGCGAGGCGUCGCCUCCGCCUGGCCUCCUGGUGACGGCGGGGAGGCGCCCGAGCGCGGCCCCCCCGCAGCCAAUCAGGAUCCGGACGUGGGUACCGGCUGAGAGCGCCGGCCUAUCGGGGGCUGAGGGAGAGCGGCUGCAGGCAGCGGUGGAGGAGGCCGUGAGGACGGUGUCGUCUUUACUGUCAGUGAACAGACGGCCGGGUCCAUUGCUGCUCAGCAGAGACGUCAAUAAAUACUGCAAGUUUCUGUGGAAGAAUUCAAGUACUGCCAACUACAACAGGUGUGGUCGAGCCAACAAAAACUACAGAGCUGAAACCUGCCUGGAUGUGACGAUCCCAGACGACCAUCUGGCCGGAUGUGAUAUUUACCCGGACGCCGAUUCCCCUCGGAGGACUGAGUUGCGUCCCGAAGGUGCCGGACUCCCCCGCGGCGACUUCCUGCUGUACCUCCACGUUCGGGCCACCGACAAGUGUCGAGCGGAGCCUGGCGUGUUGGCGUACGCCGCGCACUGUCAGACGGACCCGUCCGGGCGGCCCUUGGCCGGGGUGGUGGUCAUCUGCAGGGACAAACUGACGGGGGCCACACACAGCCGAAGGGCCACCGCACAGACUGUGAUCCACGAGCUGUUUCAUGCACUUGGCUUCUCUAAAGAGCUCUUCCCCACCUGGAGAGACUGCUCCUCCUCUUUUCAAGUUGGCGCUCGCUGCUCUCCUCGAGGCCGAGUGACUCACUCUGACGGACGGGGCCAGACGAGGGUUUACACCCCGUCCGUCAUCGCGGCCCUGCAGAGGCACCUGGCGUCCACUCACCCCGAGCUCGGGGGCCCGCUAGAGAACCUGGACGUCCCGCCGGGCGGAGUGUCCUCUCACUGGGAGUCCCGGGUCCUGCAGGGCUCCAUCAUGGCGGCGGUGCUGGGCGACCCGACCACGGUCCGGAUCGACCCGGUCACGUUGGCCGCGAUGCAGGAUACAGGCUGGUACACGGUGGACCUGAGCCGGGCUCAGAGUCUGGUCUGGGGAGGCGAUGAAGGAACCAUGUUCGGCUCGCUGUCAGCCUGUCACAACAAGUCCUCGUCCUUCUUCUGCACCGGCAGUGGGUUUGGGUGUCACUAUCUUCACCUCCACAAGGGGGAGUGCCAGACCGAUCCGCACCUGGAGGGUUGUCGACUGUAUAAACCCCUCAAGAAUGGAAGUGAAUGUUGGAAAGAGGAAAAUGGAGACAAAGAGCCUUUGAGCGGGGAGCUCUUUGGUUUUCACAGCCGAUGCUUCUUCUCCAACCUGACCAGACAGAACCGGGGUGAGUUUCUCUCGCUCGGCGGCUCCGUGGAGGGCCGUUGUUAUAGACACAGGUGUACGGGACCGAACGGAUACCGGAUCCAGGUGUCGGGCUCUGACUGGGUGGACUGUCCAGCAGGAGGCGCCAUUCAGAUAAAAGGGUACCAGGGUUCGGUCCUCUGCCCCGACCGGAGGUUGUGUCUGUACGCUGACGUCACUCCCCCCGCAGACGCCGUCGGCGCGUCUCCGACUCCCACCACGAGGCAAGCACGACUCUAAACAAGCGCCGCUGCUCUUGAUGCCAACGUGCAACUCGCACUUACUUAUACAAGGUUGAUUUUCGCCCAGUGAGACUUUGACCUCGGCCCAGAACUGGACCCGGCCGCCCCUCGGGCCCCCCGCGGGGCCAGCCGCCGCCUCUGCGCUGGGCGCCAUGGCUGCCGUGUGUCUCCUGGGUGCAGCCGCGGUGUCUUGCAGGAAAUGUGUCCUCUGCAGGGUCCGGGUCCACUCUGCACCAGAGGACCACACCGACCUGCAGCCGGCGCCGCCGCCUUAAAACCCGCUGCGCAUAACCAACUUUUGAAAAAAAAUAAAUGUGGUUUUUGAUGACUU